Molecule: messenger RNA, 915 nt
Organism: Danaus chrysippus (African queen)
Lineage: Eukaryota; Metazoa; Arthropoda; Insecta; Lepidoptera; Nymphalidae
Source: the annotation of a GenBank genome assembly
AUGGUGAAUAUAAAUAUAGCUGCUUUAGAAAACAUUGGCAAAGUAUUAAAUGAUCCUAAAAGACCUAUGAAAGAGAGAUUUCGUGCUCUGUUUACACUGCGAAACUUAGGUGGGGAAAUUGCCAUAAAAUGCAUCAGUGAGUGUUUUCAGGAUGAAUCAGUGCUGUUAAAACAUGAGUUAGCUUAUUGUCUUGGUCAAAUGCAGGAUAAAAAUGCCAUACCCAUACUAAGAAGCGUAUUAGAAGACAAAACUCAGGAUCCUAUCGUACGACAUGAAGCCGGUGAAGCUCUGGGAGCAAUUGGGGAUCCAGAUCUUAAGAUGCUGUUAGAGAAAUACCAACAUGACCCAGCAAUAGAAGUUGCAGAAACAUGUCAAAUAGCCCUUCAGAGGCUAAAUUGGGUGGCCAAUAAGGCUUCAGAAGACAGAAAUUUAUCCAAAAGUAGAUAUGAGUCUAUAGACCCUGCACCUCCCAGUGUUGAAGAUAAUGUGGAAAAGUUGCAGCAAACUAUGAUGGAUGAGAGUAAACCAUUGUUUGAUAGAUACAGAGCAAUGUUUAGUUUGCGAAAUUUGGGAACUACUGAGAGUAUUAAUGCUUUGGGUCAAGGUUUUAAAGCAAGUAGUGCAUUGUUCCGUCACGAAGUAGCAUUCAUAUUUGGUCAGAUGCAAGACGAGCGUAGUGUGCCAUACCUCAAACAAACUCUAGAGGAUGUUACCGAGCAUGAGAUGGUUAGACAUGAAGCCGCAGAAGCCCUUGGAUCUAUAGCAACAGAUGAAUGUACUGAAGUACUUAAAAAAUACUUGAAUGAUCCUCGUCCGGUUGUGAGGGAGAGUUGUGAAGUGGCAUUGGAUAUGUCGGAGUAUGAGAACAGUCCAGAGUUCCAAUACGCAAACACAUUACUAACAGUACAGAGCUAG